AAAGGAGAAAAUUUCAUUCUUGGGUAUUAUAUUGUAUUUGUGUCGGUACCCCAAUCUGAUUUUAUCCAAAAGAAAAAAAAAAAGGAGAAAUCCUUAAUGAAUAGAAGCCCGAAUUUAACCUAGCCUAGAUUGUAGAAACCUGGGAGUUUGUCGAAGGAGGUAAUCCGUUAACUGACAUGGGUACUGUGGCGAAAAACACACAUUUGGGGCAGCCCCAUCUCAAUUAACUUCCAAUUCGAAGCACGGAUGACACAAGGGGUUUGCUUCUUCGCUUGUGGUUGUUUCAGAGCUUGAGAAAGAGUGGUGAAGUCACUCAUUGAACGGGAAGCAUAUAUAGGAGUGCAGUUUGGUCUUCAAACUGAUUAAGCACUGAAAACAGGUUGCUGCUCAACAAAUGAUGAUGAUAUGCCGAUUUGUGUCUAGAUCUCCUUGGUCUAGAAGGUUUUUUAGCAGUGAUGCUGACAGGCGUCUUGCCAAUGCUAUUUCAGAGAUUCAUAAGGAAAUGGAAUCUGUCUUUGGUGAACCUCCUGCAUCUGGUCUUGCUGGUUCUGCUGAGAACCAUUCCGUGACUCUGAAUUUCAAUGAUUCUCAGAUUCGAUCCGAAGGUUGUACAGAAAAUAAACUUGUUUCUGGAUUGACACAUAUUGGUUCCAAAGGUGAAGCACAAAUGGUGGACGUCUCUCUCAAAGAGAUUACCAAGAGGGUUGCUGUAGCCAGUUGUAAAGUUAUUCUAGGCAGGGAGGUUUUUGAUCUGGUUGCAUCUGAGCAGAUGAAAAAAGGAGAUGUUCUUAGUGUGGCAAAGAUGGCAGGGAUUUGUGGAGCAAAGCAAACAAGUAAUCUCAUUCCUUUGUGUCACAACAUCAACUUGACCCACAUUCGUGUGGAUUUGUCACUGAAUCCCCAGGAUUUUAGUGUCGACAUUGAAGGUGAAGCUGCCUCGACUGGAAAAACUGGGGUAGAGAUGGAAGCUAUGACAGCAGCUACAGUUGCCGGCCUAACAGUGUAUGAUAUGUGUAAAGCAGUUUCAAAGCACAUCCAGAUUACAAAUGUACAGCUUGAGCAUAAAGCUGGUGGAAAAAGUGGGGAUUGGAGGAGGAAGAAUAGAUGAAGGUGCCAGGACUGGUGAAUUUUGUUGAUCAAAUCUUAUCCCAGCCAGCAGUUACAAAAAUCCUUUGGCCUUAAUGUGGUUGACUAUCUGCCGGUGAUGACACUCUGAAUGGCUGGUUUGCUCUCUUGUCGAGAUCUGUACCUGUCCUUUUGGUGUUUUUGGUUUCCUGCAUUGUAGAAUUGUCACAUUGAUCUUACAGCCUCAAAAGCUGGCAACUGCUUUUCUUUCGCUGCAUUUCUUGGAGCCAAUGAUCCCUUUAGUAAUGGAAGCUUUAUCAGAAAAGUCUAGUUUUUUGCUGCA
Coffea eugenioides is the source of this 1408-nucleotide messenger RNA. RefSeq names its product cyclic pyranopterin monophosphate synthase, mitochondrial. The record is from RefSeq and is a predicted model, not a curated record. Lineage: Eukaryota; Viridiplantae; Streptophyta; Magnoliopsida; Gentianales; Rubiaceae. Gene Ontology annotation, biological process: Mo-molybdopterin cofactor biosynthetic process. The transcript has 4 exons. The coding region runs from base 395 to 1108 and encodes 237 amino acids.